GAGAGCAGCGGCCGCAGCGGCGCGUCCAGCCAUGGCGAAGGCGGCGGCGCCGGACGACGACUACAACUUCGUCUUCAAAGUGGUUCUGAUUGGAGAAUCUGGGGUGGGAAAGACCAAUCUGCUCUCGCGCUUCACCCGCAACGAGUUCAACCACGACAGCCGUACCACGAUUGGGGUGGAGUUCUCCACACGCACCAUCCUGGUGGGAGACGCCCUGGUGAAAGCCCAGAUCUGGGACACGGCCGGGCUGGAGCGCUACCGGGCCAUCACAUCGGCAUACUAUCGUGGGGCGGUGGGGGCCCUCUUGGUGUUCGACAUCACCAAGCAUCAGACGUACGACGUGGUGGAGCGCUGGCUGAAGGAGCUGUAUGACCACGCAGAGGCCACCAUCGUUGUGAUGCUGGUGGGCAACAAGACGGAUCUGGCCCAAGCCCGGGAGGUGCCCACGGAAGAGGCCAAGAUGUAUGCAGAAAACAACGGGCUGCUCUUUGUGGAGACCUCUGCCUUGGACUCCACCAACGUGGAACUGGCAUUUGAAACCAUUUUGAGAGACAUUUUCCAUAAAGUGCAGAAGCAGAAGCAGAAGAGCCCUCUGGACAACAAAAUCUCGCUCUCUACCGAAAAUCACAACGCAGUAUCCACCUCAGCGGCGGCUGAGGGGAAGAAGUCCUGCUGCAUGAACCUCUGACGGGGCCGGUGGGUGGGAGUCACUAGCUGGGUUCAUGCACUGCAUUAAGCCAAGAUGACAGUUUAAUCCUGGUUUGCCCAAUGAGCUAGUAGCUGGGUUCACAUUAAAAAAUAGUCUCCCCACCUGAACCAGAAGUAAAGAAAAUUGGGACUCCAUCUUGGGAAGGUGGUCCAUCACUGGACACCCUAGAGAGGGUUGAAAUCUGGAAAGGGUUGUCCUGUAGGGAAAUUCCAUGGUAUAUGUUGAAUCUGCUAAUCCAAACGAAAGGCAAAUAUUUUAUUCCUCUGGAAGGAAUAAAAGCAUUUUAUUGGUCUGCAAGUAGAAUCUGUAGCUGAGCAAAUGGUGGGCAGCAGGUGGGCUGGGCAAAAGUAUUGUCCAUUUAUGAAACUGGACCCCUGGGAAGUGGUGAGGGUUGGUCAAUGAGCCCCUCUGAGGAGCCCCUCAGAAGAGAACUUGACCAAGACACACACAAACCACAGGUGGUCAUAUUUACACAUAGCACCAAGCUACUGUCCAUGGUUACAAGCUACAGUAACUGAGUUCAAAGGAAAUGCUAAACAAUGUUUUGUUAGCUACAUUGAGUCAUGCAGAUCAGAUGGGCGGCCCUAUCAAUUUAGGAAAUGAAUACAGAGACAUUAACACAGGUGGCUGAUGUUCUAGCUAAAGGCAAUGUGUGGGCCCAGCUACUGGGUCAAUGAAACAGCAGUUGUGGCUUACUACACAGAACACCUGCACCAAAUUGUGGUUGGUUUUCACAACAAUUGGUUGAGAGAAUUGUGCCUUAUCGUGCAUGUAUAUAGAAGUUGGAUAUUGGUGACCCUUGAAUUGUGGGGAGGGAGAACAAAGGAAACUGGUUCCUCAUGCCACUUUUUUGAUGUUGAGUGAUGUCUUCCCUUGGGAAUAAUUGGCUCCGUGGGGCCAGGGUGGAUGGUCCAUGAGAAGAUCAAAAGAUCUUUGAUGCCCUUCCUUCAGUCUUUUGCCUUUCUUCCUAGCUUAGGGAGCUGCAGCCCGACCAAUCAGCCUCUUCAGAAGCUUAAAUUGCUUUCUUGCUUGCAGAGAAAUGAAGCUGAAAGUCACAGGUAGCUCUCCCAUCGUAGACAUUUCCUAGGUGGUAACUUGGGAACCAGGUUGGGCUUGGUAGGCGCUUAUGCCCUCCUUUGGUGGCAUCAGGCAAACAAUUCAAACUUGCAGUGAUUUCUUUUGCCUGUGUACAUCACUGGAUUCUUUUUCUAAAUCUUCCAUCCACAAGACGCCUGACUUUGUGGGAUGGGAGUCUCUCAUAUUGUGUGUGUACAUUUAUAAAUAUGUAUAUAUAAACAUAUUUCUAAAUAAAUUGUUCCAGAUGAUGGAGUGCAUAUUA
Molecule: messenger RNA, 2048 nt
Organism: Pantherophis guttatus
Lineage: Eukaryota; Metazoa; Chordata; Lepidosauria; Squamata; Colubridae
Gene: RAB25
Product: RAB25, member RAS oncogene family
Molecular function (GO): GTPase activity; GTP binding
Source: RefSeq, a predicted model, not a curated record